Gadus macrocephalus (Pacific cod) is the source of this 3682-nucleotide messenger RNA. It is a transcript of the gene sh3gl1b, whose product is annotated as SH3-domain GRB2-like 1b. Gene Ontology annotation, biological process: synaptic vesicle uncoating. Gene Ontology annotation, molecular function: protein binding. Gene Ontology annotation, cellular component: glutamatergic synapse; presynapse; cytoplasm. The transcript has 9 exons. The record is from RefSeq and is a predicted model, not a curated record. The coding region runs from base 357 to 1412 and encodes 351 amino acids. Lineage: Eukaryota; Metazoa; Chordata; Actinopteri; Gadiformes; Gadidae.
AGGGGGCGCUGUGCACGUAUUAAUGCAAUGACAGCAAAACCAGGAGUAUGAUUUCUCGAACGUGGCCAGCGCUGCAGAAAUAUUGUCCCAUUAUGCAAACCCGCUUUUCAAUGCCUAUUUCGAGCAAAUUGCACACUUGAUACCCAUUCUAUAAGUGUUCUCGCUGAGUUUCUCCGGUGAUCCCCACCCGGGACCCCUCGACGUGGCCGCCGUCCCGACCUGAGGACGCUGCACUCCGGGAUCACUCCUCCGCGUUUCUCCACCGGACCGUUUCACCAAAUAAAAAAACACCGAGCAACAACUUAUCCCCCUCCGUUUCACUUUCCGUGGACGUGUCGUGAACAGUCCGGUCCAAGAUGUCGGUGGCGGGGUUUAAGAAGCAGUUCUACAAAGCCAGCCAGAUGGUGAGUGAAAAAGUGGGCGGCGCCGAGGGAACCAAGUUAGACGAAGAGUUCAAAGACUUGGAGCGGAAAGUAGAUGUGACCAGUAAAGCAGUGGUGGAGGUCAUCUCCAAAACGUCAGAGUACCUCCAGCCCAACCCAGCCUCCAGAGCCAAGCUGUCGAUGUUGAACACGAUGUCCAAGAUCCGCGGGCAGGUGAAGAACCCGGGCUACCCCCAGGCCGAGGGGCUGCUGGGCGAGUGCAUGGUCAAGUACGGCCGGGAGCUGGGAGAAGACACCAACUUUGGGGGAGCCCUGGUGGAUGUGGGCGACUCCAUGAGGAGGAUGGCGGAGGUGAAGGACUCGCUGGACAUCGACGUCAAACAGAACUUCAUCGACCCCCUGCAGGGACUCUGUGACAAGGACCUGAGGGAGAUACAGCACCACCUGAAGAAGCUGGAGGGGCGGCGGCUGGACUACGACUACAAGAAGAAGCGGCAGGGGAAGAUCCCCGACCUGGAGAUCCGCCAGGCGCUGGAGAAGUUCCACGAGUCCAAGGACGUGGCGGAGACCAGCAUGUACAACCUGCUGGAGACCGACCAGGUGGAGCAGGUGAGCCAGCUGUCCUCCCUGGUGGAGUCCCAGCUGCAGUACCACCGGCAGGCCGUGACCGUGCUGGACGAGCUGUCCGACAAGCUCAGAGAGAGGAUGAACGAGGCCCAGUCCCGACCACGCCGCGAGUACACGCCCAAACCCAAGCCUGUCUAUGACUACGAGGACAACGACCAAUCGAACGGCGACUACAGCACGGUGGUCCCGCCUCCAGCACGCAACUCGGUCCCGGAGCAGCCCAGCUGCAAGGCGCUCUACGACUUCGACCCGGAGAACGAGGGCGAGCUGGGCUUCCGCGAGGGCGACAUCAUCACGCUGACCAAUCAGAUCGACGAGAACUGGUACGAGGGCAUGCUGCACGGCCAAUCAGGAUUCUUCCCUCUCAACUACGUGGAGGUGCUGGUGGCCCUGCCCCUCUAAAGUCAUGGUAGGGUGAGAGGGAGAGAGGGAGAGGGAUGAGGGUGAAGCUAGAGAUGGGGUGUAGAAUUUUCAUCUUCAUCUUGUAGUCCACCACGACAUCAUCUUCAUUAAUACUACAGUCUCCUUUCUGUCUUCGGGACUUUGAAGGGAAAUUCAGAAGACGAUGAUGUUACACAUUCCAGUUGAGAAAUGUAUUAAAAUAAAGACCACUCCCACAACGAGGUUAGAAGGUCAGGUUCCCUCAUCUGAGACAACUCGUUAUGAAAUCAUGUUUACCUCUGAACAGCUGAAUUGAGGAGAAAAAAAACGUUACUUCAUUUUUUUUAAUUGACAAGAGUGCAACUCGUACAUCAAACAGGUGACUUUAUUGUUCCCCUACAUUUCAUAAACAAUAUGGUUUUAAUUGUUGUGCAGAGCCGAGUCAAUUGAAUUGACUCUGCUGCCCUCUGGACGCCCCCUGUUGGCUGAACUCAUUAUGACACCAGGCGUAAAGUUGCACAGUAGCAGAUAUAGGUCACGCGGUCGAACGUCUGAACACUUGUUGUUUUUAAAAGAUUUAUUGUUGUUUUUGUGCUUUUGGUUUCCGUCAAUUAUGAGCCUUAAAAAUCCGUUCUACAUUUCGGGGUUUACCUUAAGAGCCAGAGACACUCCCCACACAGUGACACCCUGACCCUGAGGCUGUGGCCCCGGGCUCCAUCACACCCUCAGAGACCAGACCUCUCUGAAGGUCCUGAUAGGAUUUCAGUAUUUACUCCUCAUAACUUUUUAUCUCGCCGUUUGCGCAACAAUUCAUCAGAGUUGUGCCGUUAUUCCGGAUCUGUGAAAACAAAAGUUUUGUUAACGCACCUUGGUCCCCAAAUGAGAUUCACGCGAGCGUGCGUUUGUGUUUUUUUCCGAUGGUGAGACGACUCCACCGUGACGCCCAGACCCAAAGUUGAUGCUCUUCUUGCACCUGUUUUUCACUUCAACUUUUAGCCACUAAUCAGUACACUGUCUGUGUAUCAUACCAUGUGUCUGGUAUACAUGUAUGGUAUAUAGGUAUAUAGGUAUAUACGUAGGGUGCAUCAGCCACAUGGCUCUCAGCAAAACCACAGUACCUUCCUGUUGUCUUACACAGUACUUACUGUACUGUACUACACGUGAUGCCUCUGCAUCACCAGUCGGUCUCAGCACCUGCUCGCUCUUUAUGACACUCGUCUACCAGGUUUUACUCACCGGACCUGAGGACACUGCAGGCAGUGUCUCUUUAGUCCCAUCCACCACGAUCCACCCCACUGUUUACUAUCUGCCCUCCACCUUCUCCUGUAUGAUGGUGUCUUAAAUGCAUCGUUCCGAUUGGUUUAGUGGUCCAUCAGACUGUGAGGGAGAGACCAGGGUUGAAAAGGGAGUUCUUAAAGGGAAAGGUCCACCGUUGGAAGUCUUCUUCCCCUGUCGUGUCGCAUGACUCUUUUCUGCCACCUCUUUUUACUCAACCGGGCAGAUGAGUUAAGUUAUGUAUAGAUCGGUGAUUAUGAUGAAGGAUCCCAGGGGGACUUUAAGAGACUUCUUCUCCCUCUGUUCCAUCUCCUCUCGUGUUUACAUGUCUCAUCUACAGUACAUUUCACUGGUAGUAGUAGAGGGCUUCAGGGUGGAUGUUUGGUGUGGACUCACUGUAUUAUAGGAGGGCAGCAAGACACAAGCCUCCUGCGCUUAGCUGUUUUAGUGCCUUUGAAAAAGGGAGGUGGAGACGUGACUAAUAAUAACCAAAAUAAUAUAGACUUUUUUUAAAUGGUCAUGAAUUUCCUGACCCGAUCCGUUUAUUCUAUCCCGUUUUGUAUUGUUUUCAUCCUCCCACCAUGGCACUUUGCUGUGCACAAACGUAGUGCAUGUGUACACGGUCCCAGACCCCACAUGGGACAGGGCUGACUGGUUUACUCUGCCCACAUGGACAUCUGGUCUGGCAGUAGGGCACGCUGGUUAGGUUAACGGCGUCUGUGUGUUUUAAUCGGACAGCUAGAAUACUCCCUUUUACACCGCGAAAAUCACUUUGUCUCUCCUAUAGUAUUUUUUUUGUAUCGACCCUAGCCAUUUUUAAAUUUAACUUUGCAUGUAGUCUCAUAUGAUACCUUGUUAAUGUAUGUUUUAGUUUAAGUUACCUUUCCAUGUUUUUUAUGUCAUGAGUCCAACAUUUAACGGCAAUACUUUGUGAUUUAUUAUCAAUAUAUUUGUACAUGCUUCUUGUUUUGUCAACCUUCCCCAUUCUUUUAAUAAAGAAAGAAAAAUAAUUGCAA